AUGUUAUCAAGAAAAGCUACGUGCAACACUCAUGGGCAGGACUCAUCCUAUUUCCUCGGUUGGCAAGAGUAUGAAAAAAACCCAUAUCACCCAAAUCUUAAUCCUUCAGGAAUUAUUCAAAUGGGUCUUGCAGAGAACCAGCUCUCUUUUGAUCUUCUCGAAUCUUGGCUCGACCGCAAUCCUGAGGCUGCCGAGUUGAAGAGGGACAACGGCACGUCUGUGUUCAAAGAGAUGGCUCUGUUCCAGGAUUAUCACGGCCUGCCAGCUUUUAAAAAUGCAUUAGCAGAGUUCAUGUCUGAGUUGAGAGGCAACAAGGUCACGUUCGACCCGAACAGUUUGGUCCUCACCGCCGAGACUCUCAUGUUCUGCCUUGCCGACGCAGGCGACGCUUUCCUCGUCCCAACCCCGUACUAUCCAGGGUUUGAUCGGGAUCUCAAAUGGCGAACCGGAGUCGAGAUUGUCCCGAUCCACUGCUUGAGCUCCAACGACUUCCGCAUCACAGAAACCGCUCUGGAAGCCGCACACAAACUCGCCACGAAACGUCGACUACGAGUACGGGGCGUGUUAAUAACCAACCCAUCCAACCCGCUGGGCACGACCCUAACCCGACCUGAACUCGACAUUGUCCUCGACUUCGUCGCGUCCAAAAACAUCCAUCUCGUCAGCGACGAGAUCUACUCUGGCACCAACUUCGACUCUCCGUCCAGCUUCAUCAGUGUCGCGGAGCUCUUGAUGGGUAGACCCGAAUUAUCCGACAGCGUCCAUAUAGUCUACAGUCUCUCUAAAGACCUCGGCCUCCCUGGAUUUCGCGUCGGUGCAGUCUAUACAAAUAAUCAGUUAGUUGUGACAAAAAUGUCAAGCUUCGGGCUCAUGUCGUCGCAGACACAGUACUUGUUAUCAGCGAUGCUCGGCGACAAAGGGUUCACUAAAAAGUACAUAGUCGAAAACAAGAGGAGGCUCAAGGAGAGACACCAGAAAUUCGUUUACGGGCUUCAGGAGGCCGGUGUGGGCUGCUUGGAGAGCAAUGCGGGCCUUUUCUGCUGGGUCGACAUGAGACACCUGCUGAAGUCCAGCACUUUGGAUGGAGAGAGGGAGUUAUGGAAGAAGAUUUUGUUCGAUGUGGGACUAAAUGUUAGCCCCGGAUCGUCGUGCCACUGUGAGGAGCCGGGGUGGUUUAGGAUGUGCUUUGCCAAUAUGAGCGAGGAGACGCUCCAGCUCGCAAUGCGGAGGNACACAAGGCAUCUCGAACAGUGGAACAGUCUAACAAGCGUCAUCAAUGGUCACAUUGCACAGUGUGCGCCCACAUUUCGCCGCUCAAUAGCCAUCAAACAAUUAAUUCGCAUUCAAGAAGAGUAUGAGGUCAGAAAACAGGAUUUGAUACCCUACCAUAAGAUGGCCGUUGAGAUGGCGGAAUUGUUUGAAGGAUUCUUCAUCGAAUACAUUCCACGCUUACAGAAUGCCUACGCGGACGCAUUAGCAGCAUUAGCAGUAUCUCUGGCACAGCCUCCAGAAACGGAACAAUUCUUACGGUAA
Molecule: messenger RNA, 1533 nt
Organism: Asparagus officinalis (garden asparagus)
Lineage: Eukaryota; Viridiplantae; Streptophyta; Magnoliopsida; Asparagales; Asparagaceae
Product: 1-aminocyclopropane-1-carboxylate synthase 3-like
Exons: 6
Coding region: 1-1533 (510 amino acids)
Biological process (GO): amino acid metabolic process; biosynthetic process
Molecular function (GO): pyridoxal phosphate binding; transaminase activity
Source: RefSeq, a predicted model, not a curated record